Molecule: messenger RNA, 276 nt
Organism: Thlaspi arvense
Lineage: Eukaryota; Viridiplantae; Streptophyta; Magnoliopsida; Brassicales; Brassicaceae
Source: the annotation of a GenBank genome assembly
AUGUGUAUCUGGGCUUAUACAAACGAGUUAGAACUUGAGGUUGCUCACCUGCAGGCAGAAAAUGCAAGACUCAGGAGACAACAAGAACAGUCCAAUGAUUUUGAGUGGUAUGAUUCUGAUACUUCAGUUAUGUUUGUGUGUGUGCGUGUUUGUGCAGUUAAGAAUGGCGGCAGCAAAUCAAAAACCCAAAAAGAACACACUUCAACGGUCUUCCACAGCUCCAUUUUGAGAAAUCUACAAGUCCUUGUUUCUCUUUUGGGGAUUGAGAGUCUCUGA